UGGGGAAAGAUCAAUAUGAUGACGGCCCGCUGCCAAACUAAAAUGGCGAAGAGUGGAAACGUACAAAGAUCAUGUAGCGAGUAAUGUCGGGCAUUGUACGAUGAACUCUUGUUUAUUUAGAUCGUCAAAAUAUCUCUCGGCGGAGAACCGCCAGGGGAAAGUCCAGGUUACUGGCCUUGGGGAUGAUCAAACACUCGGAAAUCUCCGUAACGCCUCGAUAUUUGCAUGCACAGAACCCCGACAUGUGCACUUUUCUUUUCUGUGCUGGUUCUCUUCCGCUUCAGACGUCGCGAGGCAAUUUCGCCAACAUCAUCUAACGAGGUCUAAAGAAGAUGAUGGUGUCGUUGCAGCUGGGGUAGGGCAGCUCGGACAUUUCACGACCUCCAACCAACGAAGGCCCGUGAGCCUGGCUCACCAUGUCUUGAAAUGGGCAGGGACGCGAAUGAAUGCCACCAACAAAAGUGCUCGCGUGAACCGAGCAGAACUGAUAGCCAAAAGCUGCAUCAGAAGGCGAUUAAGUCGGGCCGGCAAGCAAAAGUGUUCGCCCGUCGAAUCGGCGAAGCAGCGAGGGUAGAACAGCGGCAGAUGCACAUUCCUGUGGCUCCAAAACCACAUGUUCUUUAUGAACCGAGAUCCCGCUGCCGUAUUGACGGUGUCAAAUCUUAGGCUUCUCAGU
This is a messenger RNA of Pseudomassariella vexata, 676 nucleotides long. RefSeq lists its product as uncharacterized. The record is from RefSeq and is a predicted model, not a curated record. Bases 101 to 574 code for a protein of 157 amino acids. The transcript is spliced from 3 exons. Lineage: Eukaryota; Fungi; Ascomycota; Sordariomycetes; Amphisphaeriales; Pseudomassariaceae.